GACACCAUAUGGGGAACAUAUAAGAAAAUUCGUAGCUGAAGAGAUAGUUGUAAUUACCCAUCGAUUUUUCUUUUAAAUUUGUAAAUUGUAAUUUACCAAUUAAAUUAAUCGAACAAGGAAUGCUGCAAGUUGUCCGGUUGGAUGGUAUUUGUCCUAAACCGAACCGGUUUGAGUCCAAACCCGUAAUAUUCAAAAGAGGGGUUUAGGGUUUAAGAAAAUCGAACCCUCACAAAAAAAAAAAUUCCGCCAUUUUUUCUUCAAGCUGCAAUUGCCAAUGGCGACUCACCGUGUAGAAGAAGACAAUCAAUACGACGGACAAGUAAACUCAAAACGACAUCACUCCGACUCCGACUCCGACUCAGAAGAAGAAGAAAUUGACGAUCAAAAUUGGGACGAUUGGGAAGACGAAAACGACGCCGUUGAGGACCAAAACCUAAACCCUAAAUUGCUUUGUCUGUUCUGCGACUCUCACUACGAUUCCAGCAGUUGCCUUUUCGAGCACUGUGCUUCGGCCCACUUGUUCGAUUAUGGCGGAAUCAAGAAAGCUUAUAGCUUGGAAUUCUACAAGUGUUUCAAGCUCAUAAAUUACAUUAGGUCUCAGGUGGCAGUAAACAAAUGUUGGAGCUGCGGGGUCAAAUGUUCGUCCAAUGAAGACAUGCAAAAACACUUGCACGCGGCGGUUAAUUUUGAUGGAAGCAGCUUUCCGUGGGAUGACGAUCGGUACCUCCACCCUUUUCUGCAAGAUGAUUCACUGUUAUACAGUUUUGACGAGGAUGAAGAAGAAGAAAACGACGAGGCCGAUGCCAUGUCUGUCGACACAAAGGAACUGGCGUCUUAUUUGUCCCAGUUUGAGCGUAUAGAUAUACAUGAUGAAGGUGCUUCUUCUAAUGGUUUUCGAAAUGGAGGAAAAGAUGCUGACUUAUCUUCUAAUAAGGAUACGAAUACCGCAAACACUUCAAAAACUCCAAUAGAUGUCGACGCCAGAGUUCACUCAGAAAACGGGGUGUGUAAAAGUUCGUCACUGAAAAUAGCAGCAAAUGAGAUCAAGGAUAUCAAUAAGAAUUAUUUUGGCGCGUACAGUUCAUUCGGCAUCCACAGAGACAUGAUCAGUGACAAGGUUAGAACCGAUGCUUACAAACAAGCUAUUACAGAAAAUCCUUCUCUUGUAAGAAAUGCAGUCGUUAUGGAUGUUGGUUGUGGAACUGGGAUUCUAAGCCUAUUUGCAGCUCGAGCAGGAGCUUCUCGAGUUAUUGCAAUUGAAGCUAGCGACAAGAUGGCUGCAGUGGCUACCCAGAUUGCAAAAGAUAACAACCUUCUGCAGAACGGAAUUUCUAGUGAAAGAAACGGGGUUAUUGAAGUGGUUCAAGGCAUGGUUGAAGAGCUCGAAAAUGCUGACCAUAUCCAACCACAUAGCGUCGAUGUAUUAGUGAGCGAAUGGAUGGGCUAUUGCCUGCUUUACGAGUCAAUGCUCACCUCUGUACUCUUUGCAAGAGAUAAGUGGUUGAAGAUCGGAGGUGCCAUGCUCCCCGACACAGCUACUAUGUUUGCAGCGGGAUUUGGAAGAGGAGCUACCAGUAUCCCGUUUUGGGAGAAUGUUUACGGUUUCAAUAUGUCUUCUAUUGGUCGUGAGGUUGUCGAGGAUGCUGCUCGUUUUCCUAUCGUUGAUGUCAUCGACAGUUGUCAUAUUGUUACGACCACUAAAGUUCUCCAGAACUUUGACCUAGUAUCGAUGCAGCCUAAACAAAUGGAUUUCACAGCAGAAAUCGACUUAGAGCCAAAACUCGUUUCUACAUCGAACAAUCCCACAAAUUCUAAACCAGAACCCACUUGGUGUUACGGAGUUGUUGUCUGGUUCGAGACUGGAUUCACCGACCGAUUUUGUCGCGAAAAUCCCGUUAAUUUGUCCACGUCACCCUAUGAACCGAGCACACACUGGUCACAAACCGUCCUCACUUUCCGCGAACCAAUUGCAAUGGCGUCGAUUAGUGACGGAGAAAAAUCGGGUGAAGUUGGUACGAGCGAUUGUCCAGCUGUCAGAAUACAUGCUCGUAUUAGUGCCGUACGAGCUUCGAAGCAUCGCAGCAUCGAUAUUUCGAUGGAGCUGACGGGAUUUGGGGCUGAGGGGCAAAAACGUAAUUGGCCGGCGCAAAUUUUUAAUUUGAAUUGAUUUGUUUUUUUAUCCUCUUGUGGUGGUUGAACUGAAAUUUUGUCUGUUUUCUGUUCUGUUCCUGGGAAAAAUGAUGGUUGAAGCAUUAUUUCUUGAAAAAAAUAUAUUUAUUUAUAAUUGUAGUUUAUGCAC
This is a messenger RNA of Erythranthe guttata (spotted monkey flower), 2299 nucleotides long. RefSeq names its product protein arginine methyltransferase 3 (gene PRMT3). Gene Ontology annotation, molecular function: histone methyltransferase activity; protein-arginine N-methyltransferase activity. Gene Ontology annotation, biological process: chromatin remodeling; peptidyl-arginine methylation, to asymmetrical-dimethyl arginine. NCBI's taxonomy places the organism in Eukaryota, Viridiplantae, Streptophyta, Magnoliopsida, Lamiales, Phrymaceae. The record is from RefSeq and is a predicted model, not a curated record. Gene Ontology annotation, cellular component: nucleus.